AUGAGUGCCAGGCCAGAGGAGGAGCGUAGGCGCCUGCUGCAGGGCACAGGCGUACCCGAGGCCGUGGAAAAGGAUUUGGCCAACGUCCGCAGCGAGUACUAUUCCAUCGUGCUGCCCUUCAUGGAAGCGCACCCCAAGCUCUUCAGCCGCAGGGUUCGCUCCCUAGAACUCUACCGCCAGCUCGUGGCCCUUGUCAUGGCCUACAGCUUUCAGGAGCCACUGGAGGAAGACGAGGAUGAAAAGGAGCCUAACUCCCCCCUGAUGGUGCCUGCUGCAGACAUACUAAACCACAUAGCCAAUCACAACGCCAACCUAGAAUACUCUGCGAAUUACCUUCGGAUGGUAGCCACUCAGACCAUUCCUAAAGGCCAUGAGAUUUUCAACACUUAUGGACAAAUGGCUAAUUGGCAACUGAUUCAUAUGUACGGUUUUGUUGAACCAUAUCCUGACAACACAGAUGACACAGCUGACAUUCAGAUGGUGACAGUUCGUGAAGCAGCAUUACAGGGAACAAAAGUUGAAGCUGAAAGGCUCCUACUGUGUGAACGCUGGAAUUUCUUAUGCAAACUGGAGAUGGUAGGGGAAGAGGGAGCCUUUGUGAUUGGGCGGGAGGAGGUGCUGACUGAAGAAGAACUGAUCACCACACUAAAGGUACUGUGCAUGCCUGCUGAGGAGUUUAGAGAGUUUAAGGACCAAGAUGGAUUGGAAGAUGAUAAAAGAGAAGAGUGCAGCCUAGCAAUCACAAAUAUCCCCAAGCUCAGAGCAUCAUGGAAACAGCUUCUUCGAAACAGUGUUCUGCUGACCCUGCAAAACUAUGCCACAGACUUAAAAACUGAGCAAGAUUUACUCAAUAAUAAGGAGGUCUAUGCCAAACUCAGCUGGAGGGAGCAGCAAGCCUUACAAGUUCGCUAUGGUCAGAAGAUGAUCUUACAUCAGUUAUUGGAAUUAACAAGUUAGCAGGUUCCCUGUUGCCGGAAGAACAGCAAUAAGAACUUAUAUUCUAAGCUGAUAUUGUUUGAAAAUAAAGAAAAUUUGUUUUCUUUUUUCCUUAUUAAAUACCAAAA
Molecule: messenger RNA, 1064 nt
Organism: Carlito syrichta (Philippine tarsier)
Lineage: Eukaryota; Metazoa; Chordata; Mammalia; Primates; Tarsiidae
Gene: SETD6
Product: SET domain containing 6
Exons: 6
Coding region: 1-957 (318 amino acids)
Biological process (GO): peptidyl-lysine monomethylation
Cellular component (GO): nucleus
Molecular function (GO): protein-lysine N-methyltransferase activity; protein binding
Source: RefSeq, a predicted model, not a curated record